Molecule: messenger RNA, 318 nt
Organism: Prunus armeniaca (apricot)
Lineage: Eukaryota; Viridiplantae; Streptophyta; Magnoliopsida; Rosales; Rosaceae
Source: the annotation of a GenBank genome assembly
AUGGCGUCUGAGAAUCUAAGCGUCCUCGAAGAGACCUUGAAGCCCUUUUACCAGAGAGCCUCUCAAGCCGAGGACCGAUUAGCAAGACUUGAGGCUGCCCUUGCAGCCAAGAAGGGUCAUCCUGCAGAUUCGGCAAAUGAUGAUUAUUCCGAAUUGAUCAAUGAAAUCCAGUCCAAGCUAAAAGAUGCAUGUGCUGAGAUGGUUUUAGAACAAGAAAAGAACAAGAAGCUUGCUGCAGAAAAUGCUAAACUCCAAUACCGGAUACAUCAUCUUGUUCAGGCAGUGAGAGAUGCUGAUGACAAAUUGGAGAAAAAGUGA